Molecule: messenger RNA, 399 nt
Organism: Trichomonas vaginalis G3
Lineage: Eukaryota; Parabasalia; Trichomonadida; Trichomonadidae
Product: phage tail repeat-like family
Exons: 1
Coding region: 1-399 (132 amino acids)
Source: RefSeq, a predicted model, not a curated record
AUGAACUCAACAAAUCCAGCAAGUGUUUUAGGUUUUGGUACGUGGAAGCAGAUUGUAGAUAAAUUCUUAUACUGUGCUAACUCUUCAAAGCAAACAGGAGGUUCGAAGAAAAUUAAAGAAGCAAACCUUCCACCGCACACUCAUACAGGAACUACAAACACAACAGGAAAUCAUUCACAUUCAAUAACAAAAAGAGGUUAUACAAAUCUUGCAGCAGGUUCGGAUAGACAGGGAAUGCAUAGAUAUGAUAUUUCAAGUGACCCAGUAGAUUCAAGCGCAGGUAUUUUCUGUGGAACCGCAGGAAAUCAUGUCCAUACUUUCACAACAAAUCCAACAGGCUCGGGUGCAGAUUAUAUGCCACCAUUUGUGACUGUAUUCGCAUGGUACUGCGUUCAAUGA